Messenger RNA from Punica granatum (pomegranate), 2359 nucleotides. The record is from RefSeq and is a predicted model, not a curated record. Lineage: Eukaryota; Viridiplantae; Streptophyta; Magnoliopsida; Myrtales; Lythraceae.
AUAUGAUAUUAGGCAGGCUUCCCUGACCUGAUGGCUAUCUAAGAGCGAUAAAUAUCGUAGAUGUUACACCUUUUUCGUUUCUGGCUGCUGCGAGCUUUAGUGAGCGUCCCAAUCGUUCAGGACCUCAUCAACAUCAUGAGUAACGUCAAUAAUCACAUAAUGACCAGGCGAAAUCACGGACAGAUACAGAGACAGGUUUCAUGUUUGUGAGGAAAGGACGCCGUACAAUAAUUCCAAGUUGCAACAGGUUUCUAUUUGGUAGCUUGCUGUUUGCUGAUGCUACAGCUGCGGCAGCUCCUCCUCCUCUCUUCCUUUCUCCAUCUGCUGGCCACCGUCUGCCAACCCAUCCAUCCCCAUGGAGGGCUCUGAGGAACAUCGGCUCUAGGCUGUGCGGGUCCCCACCUAACCCGAGUCAAUUUCUCUGUAGACUCGAGUAGGGAUCUUUGAACUCAGCAUUGGUUGAUCAACUUCCGUCGGUAUCGGCAGAAUGUCUAGUAGUCUCACUGUGGACGUCUCCCAGAAUGGGAGCCUCUCGCUAAGCGGGAACACGAGACGAACAGAUACUCAUUGCACCCUUGCUGAGCUCGAGGACGGCGAUUUUUCCAGGUUGUUGGACCGGCCGAGGCAUCUAAAUAUUGAGAGGCAGAGAUCAUGUGAUCAAAGCGAACUCUCCAUUGGAAUGUCGCCGCGUAGAUGCGACAUUUUUGAUUAUGUGUUCUCUCCCGGUGUAAGGUCUGGUGGAUUCAAUACCCCAAGGUUUGACAACGGGUUUGAGACCCAUCCUAUGGUUGCUGAAGCUUGGGAAGCUCUCAGGCGCUCUCUGGUCUAUUUCCGAGGCCAACGUGUUGGGACGAUUGCUGCUUUGGACAAUUCCGAUGAGAAGCUUAACUAUGAUCAGGUAUUUGUGAGAGAUUUUGUUCCGAGCGCAUUGGCUUUCCUGAUGAAUGGGGAGCCUGAGAUAGUCAAGAAUUUCAUAUUGAAGACGCUCCGCCUGCAGUCAUGGGAAAAGAAGAUUGACAGAUUCCAGCUUGGAGAAGGAGUGAUGCCUGCGAGUUUCAAAGUGCUCCAUGACCCUGUCAGGAACAAUGAGACCUUGAUGGCCGAUUUCGGGGAGAGCGCCAUCGGGAGGGUCGCCCCUGUGGACUCGGGGUUCUGGUGGAUCAUUCUACUUCGUGCAUACACAAAAUCCACAGGAGACACGUCCCUGGCCGAGCUUCCCGAGUGCCAAAAGGGUAUGCGCCUCAUUUUGAGUUUGUGUCUAUCAGAGGGAUUUGAUACAUUCCCAACUCUCCUCUGUGCUGACGGUUGCUGCAUGAUUGAUCGUAGAAUGGGUGUUUAUGGGUACCCUAUCGAGAUACAAGCCCUCUUCUUCAUGGCAUUGAGGUGUGCGAUGCUCCUCCUAAAGCAGGAUGCGGAGGGAAAAGAAUUCGUUGAACGGAUUGGGAAACGCCUACAUGCUCUUAGCUACCACAUGAGGAGCUACUUCUGGCUUGACCUGAAGCAGCUCAAUGACAUCUACCGCUACAAGACCGAGGAGUACUCCCACACUGCAGUCAACAAGUUCAACGUGAUCCCAGACUCCCUCCCAGAGUGGGUGUUCGACUUCAUGCCAACUCGUGGCGGCUACUUCGUGGGCAACGUGAGCCCUGCGAGGAUGGACUUCCGGUGGUUCUGCCUGGGAAAUUGUAUUGCAAUCUUGUCAUCCCUGGCAACACCAGAGCAGUCUACUGCUAUCAUGGACCUGAUUGAGUCGAGGUGGGACGAGUUGGUUGGGGAAAUGCCGAUGAAAGUCUGUUACCCUGCUAUCGAGAACCACGAGUGGAGGAUCAUCACAGGGUGUGACCCGAAGAAUACACGAUGGAGCUACCACAACGGUGGAUCAUGGCCAGUGCUGCUAUGGCUCCUGACGGCGGCGUGUAUCAAGACAGGGCGGCCCCAGAUUGCGAGAAGAGCCAUCGAGCUCAUGGAGACAAGGCUCCUCAAGGACAACUGGCCCGAGUACUAUGAUGGGAAGUUGGGCCGGUACAUUGGGAAGCAGGCGAGGAAGUUCCAGACAUGGUCAAUCGCAGGGUACCUAGUCGCAAAGAUGAUGCUGGAGGACCCAUCCCACCUGGGCAUGGUGUCAAUCGAGGAAGACCGGCAGAUGAAACCGCUCAUGAAGAGGUCUUACUCAUGGACAUGCUAGAGCGCAAUUUAUUAUGACUGUAACUGCAUCCUGACUCUGCUUUUGCCCAUCAGCUUCAGGAUUUUAUUAGCAGGCAUCAUUUUCAUCAGAUAGGUGUCUCAAUAUUUUGUUACUGCAGAUUCUGGAAAUAAUGAACUUACUUCAAAAAUGGAUUGCAUUAGUUGACCUUCUUAG